AGAUAUUUUUCAAAAACAUCUGACAUCUCUGCGUCACAUUCAAAUCACCGCUUUUCGCGUUGUGUAUUUGUGUCGUAAUUAUUGGUUUUAUCAGUUUUAUUGGAGUGUUGUAUCAAUUACGAGACUUUUGCUACAAACUUCCCAGCUACAGGCACAAUGUCAACCACGGUGGACAUUGAUCCAACCUUCAAGCACGCCCUGAAAUUGCUCCACUCGGGUAACAUAGAUUCGGCGGAAAAAAUACGCAACCUUUUAGAUGAACUGAUUAAGCAACGCUUCGGUGGUAGCAAAACGCUGAUCAAUACCCUGAGUAAAAAACACCUGGAUGAAGAACGCUCAGCCGUCGGAAGUAAUCUGUACGUUCGAAAGCAAAAACCAGCUCCGGUGGUGGUCGCUCCACCUAUAGCCGCUUUUGAUUCAAAACAACAAUCACCAGCUAACAGUUUGGCGGCCACGGAAAGUGCAGUCCCGACGCCAGAGUCACUGACCGUUCCGCCACCAGCGGGAUCAAUAAUUCUAUCGAUUUCUGAUGUUGAAGGAAAUGAUGAAGAUGACGAGGUGGUAAUGGAGGACGAAAAGUUAAAAGAGUUGGAGGAUUUGAUGUGCAUAGUAUGCCGAAGAAUGGAUGUAAGCGCAAGGAACCGAUUAGUGGAAUGCGCAGAUUGCACUUCGUUGUAUCAUCAAGACUGUCAUAAGCCAGUGAUUUCCGAAGCCGAUGCAAAUGAUCAAGAAAAUGCCUGGCUGUGUACUCUUUGUAAGGGCAAAUCAAUCAGUAAGUCGUCCUCGUCACCAUCGACUAUAGGGUCACCAGCUAAAAUUUCAUCUUCAUCGCACUCCAAGUCGUCUAGCAGCAAAAGCUACGAAUCGUCCUCGUCUUCCUCCAGACAUAAAAGCUCCAAGUCGAGCAAGGAAGGGUCGUCCCACGAGCGCGGUGAGCGUGACAGAGACAGGGAUAGGGAACGGGAUCGAGAUCGCAGCGAUAGAGACCGAGAUCGAGACCGCGAUCGGGAGCGCGAUCGAUCCGAUCGAGAUAGAGACAGGGAAAAAUCAUCCAAAAGCAGUAGCUCCAGUUCGGCAACAUCUUCAAGCACGGCGGUCGCUGCCGGAGCGUCAUCUUCGUCGUCCGGAGUGGCGGGAACACCCAGUAUCAAUAUUAUUAGCGCUGAUAAGCGAUUGCAAAUGAUGAAGAAAAAGGCGGCUAAGCUGCACGACAGCAAACGCAAACAUAAGUACUAGGGUAAGGAACGGCUUAAGCAGCAGCGCCUAUUUUAAUCAGUCGAAGAAAACAGGCCUAAAACUCCUGCAUUUCGAUCAAUAUCGACUAUUUCAAUGAUGGAAACGAAAACUUUGAUUGUCUAGCUGUCUUACGAAUAUAAGAAAUACCGUUAAUCACGCCUGCAAAACAGAUGGAAACUGCUUAAAAUAGGUUCGGGGUGAUUGGAAUAGUGUCCCUCGAUUGGUAACUCUAAUUGAUUAUUUUUGAAGUUUGCUAACUUAGUUUUACAAUCUGAAAACGAAUUCUGACAGACAAAACGAUAGAGAACAUAUUGAUAUAAUAUUGUUUGAAUUUCACUCAACACUUUUCGAGUAUUUCGUCUGAAUACACAGACGGUUCCUGAAGCUGCUUAGAAUAUGUUCCCUACCCUAUGUUAUUUGUAUUCAUUGAAAUUUGAAGUUUCGUUUUCCGAGUUUCUAGCACUUAGAAAAAUUUGAAAUUAUUUGAAUUUCGACACAGAUUUUGCAGCUUUUUUAGCCGACACUUUCGUUUAUACGAUGCUAAGCCAGUUUUUUCGGGGUAAAUUUGACUCCUCCCUUUAAGCAAUAUUGCCCUCUGCGUAGUGCGUCGUUUUUUCGACUAUUCUUGAUUAAAAAAAUAAAAUUAAACCUCGAUUCUGGUAUUUGUUUUUUAUCGAUGUGUUAACAACGUCUCUUGAAUAUUUUUUUUUUAUAUGCCCAGCUGUAGCGUUAAUACGCUGGAAUCUAAGGCUGGGACUUUGAGCGGAAUCUAACAGCAUUACAGAAGAGCGUAGCCAUGUUGCUUACUUCGACACUGCAGCCUUACGGCUAUCUGAUAGAUUCCAAGUUUGGUUUCGGAUUGUUUUAUUGGUUACUGUUGCACUAGGCCCAAGUUAUAUAAUGAAUGUAAGGUCAAAACCUCCAGGAGC
Molecule: messenger RNA, 2165 nt
Organism: Wyeomyia smithii (pitcher-plant mosquito)
Lineage: Eukaryota; Metazoa; Arthropoda; Insecta; Diptera; Culicidae
Gene: IntS12
Product: integrator complex subunit 12
Exons: 3
Coding region: 157-1236 (359 amino acids)
Biological process (GO): snRNA 3'-end processing
Cellular component (GO): integrator complex
Source: RefSeq, a predicted model, not a curated record